Molecule: messenger RNA, 391 nt
Organism: Doryrhamphus excisus (bluestripe pipefish)
Lineage: Eukaryota; Metazoa; Chordata; Actinopteri; Syngnathiformes; Syngnathidae
Product: serine protease inhibitor Kazal-type 1-like
Molecular function (GO): serine-type endopeptidase inhibitor activity; protein binding
Source: RefSeq, a predicted model, not a curated record
AAAAAUCACACCUGUCGACGGUCUGGUGGAUGAGAAAACAUUUGCCUGUUGUGGAGAGCAUACCGCCAUCGUACACGACUGAGAAGAAAUGAAGCUGCUUCUACUUUUUGCUUCUAUUUUGCUGCUUGCUGUCGUCACUCAGUCUUCAGGAAACGAUGACAUAGAGCCUGUCUGUAAGAAGUAUGGAAUCGCAUGCAACAAGGCUUAUAUUCCUGUGUGCGGCAGUGAUGGACUCACCUAUAGCAAUGAGUGUGACUUCUGUCAGACAAACCGAAUCGACAGAAGUGUCAAGUUGGUGAAGACAGGAAAGUGCAAUCCCUAACGUGCACACACUGACACAUUGUCUUUUGAGCAAAAACGUUCAAACUAUGAAUUAAAUGGCUUCAUUCAA